CAAGUCUUUUGUGUCUCUUUCAGGCCAAUAUUGUUAUGUGCCAGCUGCUGAUAAUAUUAUUGGUUCUCAUCUUGACUUUUAUCACCAGCUUAGAUUCGUCAAAAGUUAUGACAUUCAACCACACACAUCACACAUCCGUUGGCUUCUUCCAAAGAGAUUCCUACACCAUCUGCUAAACACUUUCACCGAUGGCAGAAGCAAUCUUCUCGGCAAUUGUUGGCGAUGUGAUCGGCAGAGUGAUAUCCCUUGUUGUCAGUAAUUUCAAUGGAGAUCACAGCACUGAAGUCAAGUUACAGAGGAUAUGCCGCAUGCUGAUCAAGAUCCAUAGCGUAGUUGAGGAGGCCAAAGGGAGGCAGAUCACCAACCAUGGCACCCUCGAGUGGCUCUCGGAGCUCAUCGAUGGCGCAUACCAAGGCCGUUACUUGCUCGACACGAUCGGAUGCGGGGAGCCUGAUCUUGAUGACAAGAAUCGCGAUGAGGUAGAUCCCAAGCCUUUCUCCUUGUCCAAGUUCAAUCCUGCAAAGCGUGUGCGCGUCGCGGCUUUCACCGUGAGGAACAUACUGUCUCGCCACGACAUCGGUGUUGAUGAGAUUGAUAGGGUGGUUGAGAGCUUGCAGAGCAUGUGUGGUGAUCUCAAGGAGUUCAUGAUGCUCCUUCAGGCCUGCCAGCCGAUUCAUCGGCCUCUAGCUACCAACAUCUUCAUCGAGGGGCAGAUGUUCGGCCGACAUGUCAAAAAGGAGAUGAUCAUCAACUUCUUGCUGCAUGAGGAUGAUCUACCAAGAGGAAAACUUGGUGUUCUUCCGAUUCUAGGCGAUAUCGGGGUCGGGAAGACCACCCUAGUACAGCAUGCCUGUGAUGAUGCUAGGGUGCGCAGCCACUUCACAACAAUCUUGCUGUUCAAUUUCUCACACACCUACAAGAUGGAGAUGUGUGAACCAAAGCCUGUUCUACGGCCUAAACAUGUCAUCGGAGAUGUUGGAAAUUCAGAUGAUCCACUACAUGAACUGGAGCAGAGUUUCUUCAACAAGAGGUUCUUGAUUGUUUUCGAGGAUGUUGACAUACACAAGAAGAACAUGCUUGAGGAGCUCCUGAAAAGCCUGAGUUGUGGCAAACAAGGUAGCAAGAUCAUAGUCACAACCAGCAACAAGCAUGUCACUACAAUUGGAACAGUGCAGCCUAUCAAACUGAAGUUUUUGCCCUGCCCAGAGUACUGGUUCUUCUUCAAAGCGCAUGCCUUCGCCGGCACAGAUGUCCAGGAGAACCCUAGGCUGGUGGCAGCAGGAAAAUCGAUCGCCGCGAAGCUGAACGGAUCAUUCUUCGGCGCAAAGAUCAUCGGGGCGAUUCUGAAAGAAAAUCCAGAUCCUAAAUUCUGGUGUACGGUUCUUCAGAGAGAUAUUGGGGGGCUGUCAUUGUUGGGUGAUGGACUUGGCUACAUUGCUGAUUUAGUGGAAAUUUUGCUGCCAAGUCGCCUAUCCGUGAAGGAGGUCUUCGUCUCCAAGAACUCAUUGUCCUCUGAGACAGAGUUGGCUAGGCUGCAGGGUCUGUGCUUGCCAUGUCCUAGCUCUGCCCCUCUAGCCACUCAUAGCAGUGAGCUCAGCUUAGCAAAAGCAACCAGCUAUGAAAGAGUGUUGCUGUGCAAGGCAGUGUUGCCAUUCUACUCCUUGUACUACACUGCUAAGUGUGCUGUGGACUCUGAGAACUGUUACUCAAAGUUUAGUGUUGUUUAGUUCAUUUAUAGGGUUGCAUCUUAUUGCCUAAUUCAAAAAUUUCUGUUUUGUUCCAUGUUUGAUGUAACCAGUGCUCUUCUCUUCUAUACAAGUACUAAUUGAACUUCACAG
Messenger RNA from Oryza sativa Japonica Group (Japanese rice), 1838 nucleotides. Its product is annotated as disease resistance protein RGA2. Gene Ontology annotation, molecular function: ADP binding. The record is from RefSeq and is a predicted model, not a curated record. NCBI's taxonomy places the organism in Eukaryota, Viridiplantae, Streptophyta, Magnoliopsida, Poales, Poaceae.